Molecule: messenger RNA, 921 nt
Organism: Adineta ricciae
Lineage: Eukaryota; Metazoa; Rotifera; Eurotatoria; Adinetida; Adinetidae
Source: the annotation of a GenBank genome assembly
AUGGCUGAAGUAACACGCAAUCCUAACGAUGGUGCAUCCGUUUCGGUUGCACAACAAUUCGACAGACUUCUUCUUGAUUUUCAACAGUUAAAACAAUCAAUAGAGUCCGAAGAUCAACAGUCUCUUAGAUUUAUUGACGAAUGGGAAAGGAAGUCGAUCGAAAAGAUUCAACAAACUGCACAUGAUUAUCGACAAGAUUUUGCGGCGAAAAUCGAGAAAUACAAAGAGAAACUAUGUAAACGAUCAAAUUAUUUACACGAAGAAUUAACCAAUUGUCAGAACUCAGGUAAUAUCAUGACUGUGGAUAUACAAAAUUUGUCAAAUAAACUUGCGAGACUUCACUCCUUGGUUCAAUCUCCACCUCAUGUAAUCACUCAGCACGAUGAGUUCAUCUCCAAACUUUCUAUCUGUGAGUAUCCCGAUGACAUCUUCGACAUAUUUGCCGGCGAUUUACGCGUCGAAAAUCGACAACAAACUGUCAUUCACGGUCCGUCAGUUGCUCAUGCAGUGGUGCGUGGCAGUGAUGAAUACAGCCGUGGCAAGCAUCGUUUUCGCUUUCGAAUCGAAUCGUUCAAUAACAACAAAUGGAUCUUUUUUGGCAUUAUUUCACAUAAAACAACAUUGCAGGCACACACUUGGGCAGUGCCAACAUGUUACGGUUGGGGCGGACAAGAUUCAGUCAUUCUCAAUUGUGCGACGCAUUCUCGUUUCAAUGGAUAUAACUGUGACUUCGAAGUGAAUGAUACUAUUGAACUAACACUUGACUGUGAUCAACAAAUGAUCUCUAUAAUGAACCAACGCACUCAAUGUAACUAUUCAAUGAAUAUUGAUGUGAAAAAAUGUCCUUUUCCGUGGCACUUUGUUCUCAAUCUUUUCUAUCCAGAUGAUCAAGUGCGCAUUUUGUAUAAGGACACUUUGUAA